Messenger RNA from Triticum turgidum subsp. durum (durum wheat), 699 nucleotides. NCBI's taxonomy places the organism in Eukaryota, Viridiplantae, Streptophyta, Magnoliopsida, Poales, Poaceae. The record is from the annotation of a GenBank genome assembly.
AUGUGGGGGGGGCCAUUUGAGAGCUUAACUGAAGUUAACAAUGCUAUUGAGCUCUACCUUAGGGGCCGCCAGGAGGAGCAAAUGUUUGUGGGAUUAUCUGGAGUGGAGCUUGCUGUACAAAAGUGCCUUUACUGGCCUGAUGGCAGAAGGAAAAAACAUUUGGCGUCCCAACCAAUUGAUACAACCCGUGAUUUUAACCGCCAGCUGGUUGAAGCUCUGGUGGACAAGUAUAAUGAGGAUCACAACCUUUUCGGGGACCUUGCAUAUGAAUUCAAAGAUAUUAUGUGCUGCCAAUCAAUUAGAGAUAGUAGGUUUUACGAUCAUAUCAAUUUCACUGCGAAGGUUAAAGGAGCUGAUGAUUUGAACUGCUGCACUGACAAACUAUUCUUCGCUGAAGUCAUGUAUAAUCAAUCAUCCAGUGAAUUGUUUGUCAUCUGUUUAUGUGUGCUGGAUCCUACUGCUAAUGGUUACUGUUAUGGUUGUCACCGUAAUGGAAGUCCUGACAUGAAGCAGCCAAGUCCUGGUUACAUGGCUGGCCACACAAGUAAUGUGUCUGGUAGAUCUAAGAUAAACCGCGGAAAGUUUGAUGAUGAGGACAAUGAGGACGAGCUGGAAGCUCAGAAUGCUAGGUUACGAUGGAUGUUUGGGGGCUCAUCUGAGCUGAAGCAAAUCAGGGACCCACAUGAGGCAGAGGGAUGA